AUGAUGAGAGGAGUUGCCAAGAAAAAGAAGGAGAAGAAGAAGGACUUCCAGAAAACCAAGCUGAAAGUCGGCAAGGCAAAGGCAAAGGCCGCAAACUUCACAGACACAAGCUUCAAGUCAAAGUCCAUCGUACUCAACCAACAGUCUCUAGCGACUGAUGCUCCCGACCCAGCAGAGCAGUUCAAGCAUAACUUGUCGUUAGCGACGUCUCGGACGGAUAGCCAGAGGCGAGAUGCAUUGUCCUAUCUUACUGGCCAACUAUCAACAAACCCUCCCAACAACCCAGUGGGAACCUGGGCUGUGCUGGAGAAGCUACUACCACUGAUCGCUGACACUUCCGGAGGUGUGCGGAGUCGGCUGUUGAAGCUAUUCCGCACCCUGCCCGCCGUUGAAGUCCGGCCACACGCCGAGAAAGUCAUCAAAUGGGUUCGCAUGGGGAUGACCAAUCUCUCGGCCGAGGUACGCGAUGACGCACUCAACAUGAUGGAGUGGCUUCUCGACAUCGCCGCCGAGGAGGUGGUGGCUUGCUCAGGCGGGUGGGUCAAGACCCUCGACACCUUCGCCGCGAUGCUCGGCUGGAAAUCUCUCGUUCCAGUCUCGGGCAAGAAAGACGGCUGGUCCUCGGCUCCGAAGACCACUUUUGGGGCAGCAAAAGGCGGUGCCUCGUACGCUCACCAGAUCAGCGUGCUUGCACGAUUUCUCGACGCCGGCUUCCGGCGUGAAGAGGUCCAGUCUUGGAGAUACCGAGACUAUUGGGACAACCUAUACCGCAUCCCCAAGGGCACAACUCCGUUUGCUUACCUGGGGCUUUUUGGUCCGCCUCGCGACAAGGACGGAGAAAUGUGCCCCGAUCGGGAGGAGCGCCAACGGGCGUUCUACAAAUGGAGCGCUGCCAUAACGAAAGGCACUGAUGAGGCGAAGAAGGAGGGCGGGGCCGUUGGAAGGGCAGCAGCAGCCUUGGAUCAGGUUCUCAAAGACGGUAUGGAAGAUUAUGAGCAUGUCGAAGAACUGAACGAGGUCAUGGGUAUAUAG
Phaeoacremonium minimum UCRPA7 is the source of this 1032-nucleotide messenger RNA. Its product is annotated as putative pre-rrna-processing protein ipi1 protein. Gene Ontology annotation, biological process: rRNA processing. Bases 1 to 1032 code for a protein of 343 amino acids. Lineage: Eukaryota; Fungi; Ascomycota; Sordariomycetes; Togniniales; Togniniaceae. The transcript has 4 exons. Gene Ontology annotation, cellular component: nucleus. The record is from RefSeq and is a predicted model, not a curated record.